AUGAAGGUGAUAACAGAUGGAGCCAUUACAGGUUUCUUGAACAAGAGCUUGACCAAAAAAUCGAUUUUGGAAGUUUUCCAACCAGCUCUCCUCAAUGGGUUGGUUACCUAUUCCAGCGAUCCAGAGCAGAUUGUGCCCCCGCGGAUAAAACAGGCUUCCAACAACCCAAACUCAGAUACAGUUCACGUUUACAUGCCCUGCAUCUCGCCGAAUGAAGUUGGGAUCAAGGUGAUUAGCGGCGGUCCAUGCAACAAUUCCAAAGGCUUGGGGUUUGUAGGGUGCGUUUUGAUCAUGGAUGAAAUCUCGGGCGAGUUGCAAGCAGUGAUGAAUGCCAGCACCUUGACUGCGUUUAGGACGGCGUUGGCUAGUACUUUGGGCUUGAUCAAGGUGAUUAGUGUUGAUAAACAAGAGAUCUUGCCCGACUUGACAGUUUUCGGAGUUGGUGCGCAAGCCUACUGGCACGUGAAAUUGUCACUUUUACUCUAUGGGAGAAAGAUUCAAAGAGUCAACAUUUUGAAUAGAACGUUGGGUAACGCCGAGAAAUUAAAGGCAAAGCUUGAGGAGGAAUUCAAAGAUGUCCAAUUCGACGCUUUCCUGUUCCAAAAUGAUGGAGAUGUUGCUUACAAAAACCGCAUUCAGAAUAGUUCAAUCAUAUUCGGGUGCACGCCAGCUGCUUCCCCCGUGAUUAAAGCCGAAUAUAUAAACAAAGAUCCUAAAUGGCCAGUGUUCAUCUCGUUGAUUGGCUCCUACAAACCCGAUAUGAUUGAGUUGGAUUUGGAUUUCGUCAAGAAGUUGAAGCAGCAGGGAGUCAAGAUCAUUGUGGAUUCCAAAGAGCAUACUUUGGAGGAGGCCGGCGAAUUGAUACAAUCGCAAUAUCAACCAAGUGGGUUGGUUGAGAUCCAUGAGUUGUAUACAUCCCCGGUUACUGACGUCACGGAUACCAAUGCAAAUGUCACCGUGCAGAAAAUUGUUGGUUUGUCAAUCAUGGACUUGGCAGUGGGUAAACUUGUCUAUGAAAAGAUUGGCUCUGAUGCGAUUGAUGUAACAGAUUUCUAA
Lodderomyces beijingensis is the source of this 1056-nucleotide messenger RNA. NCBI's taxonomy places the organism in Eukaryota, Fungi, Ascomycota, Pichiomycetes, Serinales, Debaryomycetaceae. The record is from the annotation of a GenBank genome assembly.